Molecule: messenger RNA, 972 nt
Organism: Phymastichus coffea
Lineage: Eukaryota; Metazoa; Arthropoda; Insecta; Hymenoptera; Eulophidae
Exons: 2
Coding region: 22-798 (258 amino acids)
Source: RefSeq, a predicted model, not a curated record
AGCAGCGACACUGUUUCAAUAAUGUCGUUCGCACUCAAGAAUGUAUGUCUUGCCUUGACCUUGCUCAUCUGUACACAUGGGUGUAAUGGAUUCCGCAUACCUUUCUAUCUUGACUGCGAGACACCGGUCUACGUAGACCCAUGUGCUAAAGAGGAACAACCACGCCAAACUCCGCCAUCUGAUCCCCAACUACCGCAGCAAAUUCCACCAGUAUCCGUUUUGCCAGCGUCUACGUCACUUCAGUCUUCAGUUUCGUCAUCGCCUCAGUCUUCAGUAUCGACGCCACCUCAGUCUCCAGUAUCGACGCUGCCUCAGUCUUCAGUAUCGUCGUCGCCUCAGUGUCUAGAAUCGACGCCGCCUCAGUCUCCAGUAUCGACGCCGCCUCAGUCUCCAGUAUCGACGCCGCCUCAGUCUCCAGUAUCGACGCUGCCUCAGUCUUCAGUAUCGACGCUGCCUCAGUCUUCAGUAUCGUCGUCGCCUCAGUGUCCAGAAUCGACGCCGCCUCAGUCUCCAGUAUCGACGCUGCCUCAGUCUUCAGUAUCAACGCUGCCUCAGUCUUCAGUAUCGUCGUCGCCUCAGUGUCCAGAAUCGACGCCGCCUCAGUCUCCAGUAUCGACGCCGCCUCAGUCUCCAGUAUCGACACCGCCUCAGUCUUCAGUAUCGUCGUCGCCUAAGUCUCUAGAAUUGAAGGCGCCACAAUAUAUAUAUGUAUUGCAAACAUUAUCGCAAGCAUCUCCUUCUUCAACAUCAUGGAAUACAUCAAUAAUACCUUGUAUUCCUAUCGUAGGGAAGACAUAGUUAAUCAAUAUUGUCUUUAAGAUUGCAAAUAUCCUCGGUUACAGAGGAAUAUUGUUUUAUUAUUUAACGAGCAUCGAAAAAGCAACAACAAAAAAUGCCAAAAUCUCUCGGUAUAAUAAUGGCAAAUUAUUAUUUUACGAAAUAGAGGCUUAUUAAAAUAUUUACUUAAUCGAA